Messenger RNA from Ooceraea biroi (clonal raider ant), 795 nucleotides. RefSeq names its product cap binding protein 20 (gene Cbp20). Gene Ontology annotation, cellular component: nuclear cap binding complex. Gene Ontology annotation, molecular function: RNA cap binding. Gene Ontology annotation, biological process: mRNA cis splicing, via spliceosome. Lineage: Eukaryota; Metazoa; Arthropoda; Insecta; Hymenoptera; Formicidae. The record is from RefSeq and is a predicted model, not a curated record.
GAUUUCUUGGGACUACAUUUGCAUCCCGAAACGCUCGGAUGUGCGUGUAUACGUUGUUUGUUCCACAAAAUUGUGAUAGGUUGCGACAAGCAGUUGACGCGCGAGGCUAAUUAAAAUGUCGAUUAAAGUAAAUGCAAAUAGUUCACAAUCCGUCGAUUUGAGUUCCUACCGAGAUCAACAUUUCAAGGGUUCAAGGGCUGAGCAAGACCGACUUCUAAGGAACUCGUCGACUAUGUACGUGGGCAAUCUGUCGUUUUACACGACUGAGGAGCAGAUAUACGAAUUGUUUUCAAAGUGCGGCGAUAUCAGACGCAUCAUUAUGGGCUUGGACAAGUACAAGAAGACACCAUGUGGCUUCUGCUUUGUUGAGUAUUAUCUGAGACUCGAUGCCGAAUAUUGCAUGAGAUACGUCAACGGCACUCGUUUAGAUGACAGGAUAAUUCGGACUGAUUGGGACGCUGGCUUUAUUGAAGGUAGACAGUACGGUCGUGGCAAGACUGGAGGACAAGUAAGGGAUGAGUAUCGAUCUGACUUUGACAGUGGACGAGGUGGCUAUGGUAAGAUAAUACAACAAAAAGUAACAUCCCUUUCUGACGGCGGAUUCGGACGGUAAAAUCAUGAAGUAUAAAAGAUAUGUAUGAAUGGGAUCAUAUAUUUAUAUGUUGUGUUUCAUUAAUGUACAUGUGAUAAGAUAAUUAGUUUUAUCUAUAUGUAUAGUUCUAUCCUAGUGAUAAGUUAGACAAGGAAAGAAAGAGAGACUGUAAAUGAUUUAUAAAAAUACAAACGCUUCAUACU